Messenger RNA from Drosophila obscura, 3705 nucleotides. RefSeq lists its product as uncharacterized. The coding region runs from base 356 to 3703 and encodes 1115 amino acids. The record is from RefSeq and is a predicted model, not a curated record. Lineage: Eukaryota; Metazoa; Arthropoda; Insecta; Diptera; Drosophilidae. The transcript is spliced from 5 exons.
CCGAAGAAAAAAAAAAUACCCAACAACAAAAAGCAAAAGCAAAAGAAAAAAACACAAAUAAAAUGCAAUUGAAAUUAUAACAAAGAGUGCAUUUAAAUAGGUGUAGAAAAUUAAAGAAACCCAAAAAAAAAAAUUAAAACCAACACGAAACGAAAGGGCGUAAAAUCUCUAAAAGAUCUCAGUGACGGCAAUUUGUGAAAGAACGAAAGCUGCAAAGAAGCUCGUGUUUUGAAGCGCUCUCUAAAAAACAAACAAACAAAUAGACAUGACCAUGAUGCAGUCAUUGCCCGACGCCCAGUAGCAGGAACCAACAGGAACCACCCUACAGCCAGCAGAUCCUUGCCAACCAAUCAAUAUGUUCGGUUUGUUGAGCAGCUCCCAAAUCUAUGGACUACAACCCGCACCAACCGCAGCAGAUCAUCAAGCCACAGCAGAACCCUCAAAGAGCAACAGCCUGCCCCACAAGAAGGGUGCCACAGCUGCCGCGCAGCAUCGCAGAUCCACCAGCAGCCUCAGCGACACGGGCGGCAAGUUCUUUUCCCACUUGAGCGGCAAAUCGCCAAGCCAGUUCAUCGAAAAGUUCAUCAAAAGCGAAUUGCUCAACGGCUACGACAAUCUCAAGUGCCACCAGAGUGGUGGAAAGUCGGCAGCAGCAUCCCCAGCCGAUAACCCCAGCAGCACUCCCCUGUACUCCAAUCUACAGACAUCUUCGGAUUGGGGCGGCUUCAGUUGCCUCCAGGGUAGCUAUCGGAGCCACGGCGACGCCGAGUUCUAUGAGGCCGUGCAGGUCAAGUCCACAGCCACACAGCAACAGGCACAGCCCCAACCACAAUCACAGUCACAGUCACAGUCGUGUGGCAGCAACGAAGUAAAUAUGCGCUCCAAGGGUACAUCCUCCUCCACCAUCCUGCUGCAGCACUACCAGAAGCUGCCGGAAGCCACUUUGGAGCCAACGUUCAACACCCAAGCAGCUGGCCAUACACCAGCGUACAAGAAAUUGGGAUUUGGUUCACGUUUGCAGAAGCAAAAUGUCGAGCAGAACUCGGACAACUCGCAGACCUCUUCCCGGAAUGCGCGCAGCAGUGGCAGUGGCAGCGAGGUGCAACGCUCCUCUUCGGGUUCCAGUUCCUCGGGCGCGGUUCCUGCUGCCACAGCGGUGGCGUCCUCUCCGGAGAGACUCCAGCGGAGACGUCUGCUGCAGAUGAUCUCCAACUAUGAUCAGCAGAACAAGCAACUGCAUCGGGAUCUGGCCAAGGAGAAGCGACGUCGCACUGAGGAGCUGGCCUGCGUUGUAAAGUCCUUGAUCUGUUUCGAAUCGAAGCUAAAGAACGACAUGAAGAGCGUCAAUCAGCGGCUGGUGGACAGGGACACAGAGAUCUGUCGUCUGAUGCGACAGAAUCGGGCACUGAGGAAGCGUUUGGAGGAUCAGCAGCCGGAUGAGGGCAUAGCAGAUCAGGACUCGGACGAAUGUCUGGUGCUGGAGGCUUUGCAAUGCCAGAAUUGCCGCAAGCAAUUCUAUGACAUUGAAGUGACAGCAAGCGGCACACAGACGUGCAGCAAAGAGUUGCAAGGCGUGGGCGGAAAGGCAGAGCCUGGCUCUUCCAGCGAUGACACCGUCUCAUCGUCGUUCUACGGCGCCAGACGCAGCGUCCGGUACACCAGCAAGCGCACGGCGGGCACUUUCCGGGACUAUAUGCGCUCUCGGGCCAUGCACAUCGAUGAUGCCGCCUUGGAGCAGCAAUCAGAGGAGAAUACCAGCAGCAUCUCGCGCGAGGACUCCCAGACGAGCUACGAACAGCUGCACAACUAUUCGCGGGCCAUGGAGCGCAUGCACGGCGUGAAACCCGCCUCCAUGGAGGAUGGGGAAUACUCCGAGCAGAGCAGUCUGGAAUUGGAGCAGCAGCAGCAGCAGCAGCAACGGAGGCGGAACAGCUCUUCGAGUCGCAGCAGCAACAGUCGCAGCAGCAAGACAACAACUCCACAAUUAAUGGAGGAAGAUGAUGGCAUCUUCUCGCCCACCCAGGAUGACGAGGACUUUGAUGAACUUGAUCCCGAGCAGGAGCAGCAAAUGAUGUCACGCGGAGCCCUGAAAAUCGUACAGCGACGGUGUGCCGACUUCUCGGAGGCCUCUCCCAAGCAGAUAUAUGAAACGACCACCGAUGAUUGGUAUGCCAGUGCCUCGGACCAAGAGGAGACCACAGCCUCCACAGCCAGGGUGUCGACUGUCAAACCGUAUGGCCAUGGUGCCGUCAAUCCCGUGCUUGAGUGCGUCAAUCAGAUCCUUCUGCAGCAGUCCAUGGAGGAGACACUGCGGGAGCCCACGCCCAAGUCCGCGAUGGCUGGAGCUGCCUCGAAUCUGCCACGCAGAAGCUCCCUCAGCGGCAGAAGCGUCUCCAAUGGCCGCAAGCGGGUGCACUUUUCCACCAAGAACAGCAUGGUGCAUGUGCCACGCCACGACGACCAUGAGGAGCACGAGGAGCACGAGGAGCCGGGGUCGCAUCCGAUGGCUGCCCCAAUGAUCUCACACUAUCAUCCCAUGACCUCUGCCUACGAGAGCAUCUACAGCAAUGAAUACGAGCCGAUUGGUUCGGAGCGUGCCUCCAAUUUGUAUGUCGAUAUGGCGGCUGCGGCUGCCUGCACCGGAGGAGCAGGCGAGUCUGCGGCCACCGGCAAUGCCUCGAAGCAGCUGCCACAGCAGAAACUGCCACCUGCCCUGCCACCCAAGCCUGCCAAUCUGUUGAAAUUCAAGAAAUCCCUGCACCAGCUGGAGGAAACGCUCGAGGAUGAGGCGGCGCUGCUCGAAGACGAUUGUGCCACAGUCUCGGAGCCGGACUACUGCUCCAUUUCGGAGGUGGGCAUGGUGGCCAGUGUGCGUGUGCAGAUUGUGGCGGAUAUACACAAGGCCCCGGAAUGCGCCACAACCCCACCGGCGGUGGAGCCAACCCCGAUGGAGCCCGAGGUGGACUCCGAUGACAAUCAAUCGCACAAGACUGAGGAAAUCGAAGAGAUUUUCGCCGAUAUACCAAAGCUACCCAAUGUGGCGGCCAUUAUAGCGCCCAAGCAAUCCGCCUCCGAGUAUCUGAUGAUGACCCCCAAGAGGCAGGAGCUGCAGCUGCAGCUGCCCCUGCAACCGUCUCCACUGCCGUCGCAAUACAAACGGAAGCAUGUGCCCAACAUUCUGGCGGAGAUCAACAAGCGGAUGAGUCUCCCGAGCUCACCAACGACUCCCACGGCACCCAAGAGCCUUCACAACAGCACGCCCGUAUCCAAAUCGAUGCUCCAACUGGCUGACGCGCCCAGCGAUCUGCCCCUGCAGGCGGAAUUCGAUUGGUACAAUCUUGAUGCGGAGUACGAUCGGAGUCAGGAGGUGACUUCGAGUUCAAAGAGUCCCCAGGCCGAGGGCAUGCUGGCGGAGAUUAGCGAGGAUAACGAAUGCCUGAUCAAUGCCGAUGCGGAUGAGUACAAUCUGGAUGAAGAGUACCAGCAGGAGGAGGAGCAGGAGCAGGAGUUCCAUCAUCAAGAAAAGGAUCUCCUAAUGCAGCCCGAAAUGGAGGAGGACCCUUUGCCGCAAAUGGAGCCCGCCAAGGCCACGCAAAUGAAAAAGAAUUUGGCCAGCUUUGAAAAGUUCAUCGAGGGUUCGGGCCUCAGUACGAAACCAUUGCCCAGCAAACGUAAAAUCUACUUCAAUGCGCCCUUUGUCUAGAC